CAAAUUAAAAGCUUACAACACUCUUAUUUGAUUGUCAACGAAACGCGCUAACUUCAACGUUCUUAUUCCUUUUAAAAAUAUUUAUACAAGCUAAAAACAUUAGCUAUGUGGAUGAUGCAAGUGAACAGCAAUUGCUUGUGCCGUCAAACUAAGCUAAAAUGCUGCACACGGAUUCACUGCCCAAUCAUCAAGGUAUCUACACGCCGCUAAGUCAGGCAAUGACCGAUUCUGAAUCCGAUGAAGAAAUUGAAAUACAUAACGCUAAUAAGCAUCGACUCCAGCAUCAGCUACACCAGCAACAAUUGCAACUGCAACAGCAACAAUCGCAACUGCAACAACAACGCAAUCGAAUUCGAAUACCACCUAAUACAUUAGCUUUAAAGACGUCACAUACACAAUCGAAGCAACAGCAGCAGCAGCAUCAACAAAGACAGCAGCAACAACAACAAUUUAACAACACCAACUGCAGCAGCUACACCACCAAUAUGCAAAACACAUUUCGCUCAGUUAUGCUCAGUGAUUUGGGUAGCAAUGCCGGCAGCAAUGUGGGCGUUGAGUUCUCCAAUUUUGGUGCCGAAUACGAAACGAAUGCGGAUAAUGUCGCCAUAUUGGGUCAUCAAUCGGAUCAAUCAGAAUUGAAGCGGUCGCCCAUGUCCACGAAGAGACGUUGCUGCUUUAUAGCCUCGCUGCUGCUCUGCCUGUUCGCUGUGGUUGGCUUCGUUUGGAUCGUUCCCUGUGGCCCAGCAGAUGGCACUGGAGCUUGUCCAGCGCCCGUGGAUCGUCAAAAGACCCGCAAUUGGUUUAAGAACUAUACCAAGAUCGAGCUGAGAGGAGGAGUAAAUGUCGUCGCUGGUUUACGUGCUUGGGAGAACAAUUUGAUAUUUCUAUAUCGUGGCGAUGUCUUCUUUCCGGAUUCUCGUCCCAACAAUCAUAAACGCAAUGGCAUAAUCUCACUGAUUGGCAGCUCCGGCGCUGUAGCAUGGUACGAUGAGACAGUAGAUGAGCCCGUGGCCAUUGACUGCACCUUACUCGACGUGGACCUCAAUGGUAAGCCGGAUUGCUUGGUCAUCGAAGAGUACGGCGAAGUGGGUGUUAUUAAUUCGGGAAGCGGCGAAUGGCACUGGCGCUUCAAGGAUCAUGCUGCACAGAAGCUAAAUGCAUACGACUUUCCACUCAUACUGCCCGAUAUUGAUGGCGAUGGCGUGUUGGAUAUAUUGCUGAUAUCCAGUCUCUCGCUAGAGCAGCGCACCAAGACGCUUAUCCAGCAGCAACAGCCAAAGCAAACGCAACAACAACUCGAGGCACGCAACGUGCUGCGCCUGCUGUCAGGUCGUCGAGGUCGACCCAUCGGCGAGGGCUUUCGCAUACACGACUGCCAGAAGCUCAGCCGUCUGCAGCUGAACGUCAACAACAACAUCAGCUACAGCUGCACCUCCAGCACAGAUCAGCAGCCUCAGCAGCGCUUCAAGAGCCUCGCCGAGCUCUAUGCGCUCAUCACUAACAAAUCGCUGAUGGGUCGACGUCUGACGCCCGCCUCCAAGAUUGCUCAGCAUCGCAAGCAAAUGGAUACACAGCGCAAUGUUUAUCUGCUCAGUGGCAGGGAGCUGAUCCUCGAGAAUCGUGGCAAAUGCCCCGACUGCAAUGUCACAUUGCAGCUGAGCGAAAUGCGCGAUGGUCGUCGGCAUAUGCUGUACAAUCAAACGGAGAACGCAAUGUACGGCAUGGCGCCAGCUCAGUGGCACUUCAAGAACAGCAAGUCAAAGAUGUCUGGCUUUGUCAUCAAGUUCUGGAAGUGGAUCAGCGUAGUCAAGGCAAAACCACCGCCGGCGAGCAACAGCAACAGCAACAGCGUGGACAAGAUGAACAACUACACCAACAGCAGCAGUAGCAGUAGCUCCAAAAAUUUGAACAGCAUAAAGGAAAAGGAGAAGAACAAGGAUAAGAUAUACUCGAAGACCCAACAGCAACAACAACAACAGCAGCAGCAGCAGCAAAAGAAGCAGCAACAGCAGCAGCAACAACGGCUUAAAAGGGAUUCACUCACUCAUCAAUUUCCCGCCGAGCAUGAGGAAUUCGAUCUGUUCCAUCCGAUUCAAAAACGUGAAACGUUUCGAAAUCAGAGCAAACCCGUUGCCGGCCUGAUGAAGAACUAUAAAAUGCAGAUGAUAACGGAAACAGUUAUAUUGGUAUUAUUCAUUGGCGCCGAUACGCGCAUCGAGAACACCUCACAGAGCAACAUCAUCCAGUUCUGUCGCAGCGAUCGCAACGAAAUGAUCUGUCAACCCGACUUGCUCAAUCAAGAGAACUCCAUGUUGAUCGCAGAUCUCGAUACGGAUGGCUCGCAGGAAUUGGUCUCCUACAUGUCCACGUUUGUGAAGCCCAGCGAAUAUCCGUACACUGACUAUAAACUGAUCAGCUAUGUGCGAUUGCUACGCAUCCAGUCCGAGCUGCCUGCCUAUUACGAGCAGGAUAAACUGAACUAGGUGGAGGUCGAACGGAAGGAGGAGCAGCAGCAGCAGCAGCUGGAGGAGAUGUGCAUUUAAAAUUCACUACAUUAGCCACAAGAGAUUCAGUACUUCUUAGUAGUUAAAUUGCUAGUUGCAUUGACAACAUAACGUUUAUAAUUAACAAUUAAUAAUUGUACUAUACUAUAAUAAUAAUUAUAUAAAAUAGUCAAACUUUUCUAGUCUCAAAUAAAGCACUCGAUGGCAAUAGCAA
Molecule: messenger RNA, 2718 nt
Organism: Drosophila mojavensis
Lineage: Eukaryota; Metazoa; Arthropoda; Insecta; Diptera; Drosophilidae
Exons: 2
Coding region: 159-2483 (774 amino acids)
Source: RefSeq, a predicted model, not a curated record